AUGGCAUCAUCAAUCUUUAACUUUCUUCUUACUUUCUUGGCACUCUCAAGUCUUGUAUUCCUAUCACAAUCACAAGUUACUAGUGCUCCCUUCAAACCUGACGGCCUUGCUUUGCCGGUCUUUAAGGAUUCUGCCACAGGUCUUCACAUAGCCAACAUCACGAAAAGAACUCCCCAGCAAUCAAUCCCAUUGCUUAUUGACUUGAAUGGCAAGUUCUUAUGGUUGAAUUGCGAAAAAAAUUACCUCUCAUCAACCUAUUUAGCCCCCUUUUGUCACUCAACUCAAUGUUCUCGUUUUGGUUGCAAUUCGUGCAACAAAUGCUUUUCCACUACACCUAGGCCUGGUUGCCAUAACAACACUUGUGCUGUUACAACAACAAACCCUUUAACUAGCCAAACUGCAACCAGCGAAGUUGCUCAGGAUUCUCUCUCAAUUCAAUCCAUUACUCAAUCUGGUUCAAAUUUUGGUCCUAUAGUUACUAUUCGCCACUUUCUUUUUGCUUGUUCACCAUCAUCUUUGUUACAAGGUCCUUUUCCUAAUAAUGUCCAAGGAGUAGCUGGAUUAGCUCAUGGUUCAGUCUCUCUCCCAAUUCAAUUUGCCUCUCAUUUCGGAUUCCCUCGUCAAUUCUCCUUGUGCUUGCCCUCUUCCACACAAAAAAAUGGUGCAAUCUUUUUUGGGAGUAGUGGAUUGAAUGGAACACAAAGAGGUAACUUAACCUACACGCCAAUAAUCAUCGGUUCACAAGGCGAAUAUUUCAUUCCAGUGAGGUCAAUUCUCGUAAACAACAAGCCUGUCCCAUUGAACCAUUCAUCUUUAAUCUCAACAAGGACUAGAAACUUUGGUGGCGCGAUGAUUAGUACUACAGCACCUUACACAGCUCUUGAACACAGCAUUUUCACAACUUUCACUCAGUUUUUCGCGAACCAAUCCUCUAGGAUAUCUCAAGUGGAUCCAAUAUCACCAUUCGGAUUAUGUUUCAAUUCCAAUGUCUCUUCGAGCACAAAUGUUCCAAACAUUGAUUUUGUGAUGCAGAACAAAAAUGUUACAUGGACUAUUGUUGGAACAAAUUCGGUAGUUGAAGCACGACCAGGUGUGUCAUGCUUGGCGUUUGUUGAUGGAGGACAAAAUCCAAAGGCUCCAAUUGUGAUAGGGGUGCAUCAAUUGGAAGAUAAUUUUGUUGAGUUUGAUUUGGUCAGGUCGAGAUUGGGUGUGAGCUCUUCGUUAUUGUCACGUAACACUAGUUGUUCUAACUUCAAUUUCACCUCCAAAUCGUCUUUCGUUAAUGAAAUGGAGUGAAGAUUGAAGAAAAGUUUAAUUUCCUCAAGUAUGACUCUAUCUAUGUUCUUGUGAUAUAGUUUAAGGUCUAUGUAAUUUUAGUUUAAGUUACUUUUGUUUGUUUUUUCGUCUUAAGAUGCAAGUGUACUAGUUUUGAGUAAG
This is a messenger RNA of Solanum stenotomum, 1437 nucleotides long. RefSeq names its product gamma conglutin 1-like. The record is from RefSeq and is a predicted model, not a curated record. Gene Ontology annotation, molecular function: aspartic-type endopeptidase activity. Lineage: Eukaryota; Viridiplantae; Streptophyta; Magnoliopsida; Solanales; Solanaceae. Gene Ontology annotation, biological process: proteolysis. The coding region runs from base 1 to 1296 and encodes 431 amino acids. The transcript has a single exon.